Molecule: messenger RNA, 684 nt
Organism: Entrophospora candida
Lineage: Eukaryota; Fungi; Glomeromycota; Glomeromycetes; Entrophosporales; Entrophosporaceae
Source: the annotation of a GenBank genome assembly
AUGUCGGUUAUAACGAUUUUUGUUCAAAGUGAUAACGCGUCUUCUGAACGACGUUUCGAUAAAGGUAUCACCAUAAGUCAAUUAAAAAAUAAACUUGAACCAAUAACUGGUGUAUCGGUUGGUUCACAAAUCUUGCAACUUUAUAAUGGUGACACGCUUGUCACUACUGUUGAAGGAGAUGAUUUUAUGUUGGGAGCUUUUCCAAUUGACAAUUAUAUGACAUUAAAGGUUAUUGAUACUAGUCCUAAUAGUAAUAAGCUAAAAUUUAAUGAUUUGUCUCAAGUAGAAAAAUAUGAAUUGCCAGAUGAUGAAUAUGAAAAACGUACAGAUUCUAUACUUGCAUUUAAACGACGUAAUAAAUUUGGAAGAUUUUCAGAUGAAGCAAAAUCAACAACUUCAGAUUCGACUUAUACAUAUGAAGAAGAGGCAAAAUCAAUUAAAGUGGGAGAUCGUUGUGAAAUUGAUUUUGGUGAUGGGGGUGAAGAUGGUUUGAAAAGAAGAGGAACAGUUAGAUAUGUUGGAGAAACGAAGUUUAAACCAGGUUAUUGGGUCGGUGUUGAGUAUGAUGAACCUGUUGGUGAAAAAUAUUUUAACUGUUCAUCAAAACAUGGAGCAUUUGUUCGACCAAAUAAAGUUAAAGUUGGUGAUUUCCCUGAAGAAAACAUCGAUGAUGAAGAAAUGUAA